Panthera uncia (snow leopard) is the source of this 2640-nucleotide messenger RNA. RefSeq names its product solute carrier family 2 member 4 (gene SLC2A4). Gene Ontology annotation, cellular component: membrane. NCBI's taxonomy places the organism in Eukaryota, Metazoa, Chordata, Mammalia, Carnivora, Felidae. The transcript is spliced from 12 exons. The coding region runs from base 1 to 1752 and encodes 583 amino acids. Gene Ontology annotation, biological process: D-glucose transmembrane transport; cellular response to insulin stimulus. The record is from RefSeq and is a predicted model, not a curated record.
AUGCCGUCGGGUUUCCAACAGAUCGGCUCCGAAUACGAGGCGCGCUGCGCCGGGAUCGGGGACACCCUGCCCUCGAUCCAGCUUGAGAAAGCAGAUCCAGGCGAGCCGUGCCCUCCUGGAGCUGUCCGUCUGUCCCGGCUCUCUCGGGAAGUUUUUCGAGGACCGGAGGCUCUCCGUGGGCCCCCACCCCCACCCCUGGCCGUCCUCCAGGACGCUGAACUUUCCCUCAGCCCCACGCUUCUGCCUACCCAGGACGGGGAGCCCCCGCGGCAGCGAGUAACUGGGACCCUGGUCCUCGCCGUGUUCUCUGCUGUGCUUGGCUCCCUCCAGUUUGGCUAUAACAUUGGGGUCAUCAAUGCCCCGCAGAAGGUGAUUGAACAGAGCUACAAUGAGACGUGGCUGGGGAGGCAGGGGCCGGAGGGACCCAGCUCCAUCCCGCCAGGCACCCUCACCACCCUCUGGGCUCUGUCCGUGGCCAUCUUUUCUGUGGGCGGCAUGAUCUCCUCUUUCCUCAUUGGUGUCGUCUCUCAGUGGCUGGGAAGGAAGAGGGCCAUGCUGGUCAACAACAUCCUGGCGGUGCUGGGGGGCACCCUCAUGGGCCUGGCCAAUGCUGCUGCGUCCUACGAGAUGCUCAUUCUGGGACGGUUCCUCAUUGGCGCCUACUCAGGGCUCACGUCGGGGCUGGUGCCCAUGUACGUGGGGGAGAUCGCCCCCACUCACUUGCGGGGCGCCUUGGGGACGCUCAACCAACUGGCCAUCGUCAUUGGCAUUCUGAUCGCCCAGGUGCUGGGCUUGGAGUCCAUGCUGGGCACGGCCACCCUGUGGCCACUACUGCUGGGCAUCACGGUGCUGCCUGCCCUCCUGCAGCUGGUCCUACUGCCCCUGUGCCCGGAAAGCCCCCGCUACCUCUACAUCAGCCGGAACCUGGAGGGGCCGGCCAGAAAGAGCCUGAAGCGCCUCACGGGCUGGGCUGACGUGUCUGGAGCGCUGGCUGAGCUGAAGGAGGAGAAGCGGAAGCUGGAGCGGGAGCGGCCGCUGUCCCUGCUCCAGCUCCUGGGCAGCCGCACCCACCGGCAGCCCCUGGCCAUCGCUGUCGUGCUGCAGCUGAGUCAGCAGCUCUCGGGCAUCAACGCUGUGUUCUACUAUUCAACCAGCAUCUUCGAGACAGCAGGGGUAGGACGGCCAGCCUACGCCACCAUAGGGGCCGGCGUGGUCAACACGGUCUUCACCUUGGUCUCGGUGUUCUUGGUAGAGCGCGCGGGGCGUCGGACCCUCCACCUCCUGGGCCUGGCGGGGAUGUGUGGAUGUGCCAUCUUGAUGACCGUAGCUUUGCUGCUGCUGGAGCGGGUUCCAGCCAUGAGCUACGUCUCCAUCGUGGCCAUCUUCGGCUUUGUGGCAUUCUUUGAGAUUGGCCCUGGGCCCAUCCCCUGGUUCAUCGUGGCUGAGCUGUUCAGCCAGGGCCCCCGCCCGGCGGCCAUGGCCGUGGCUGGUUUCUCCAACUGGACGUGCAACUUCAUCAUCGGCAUGGGUUUCCAGUACAUAGCGGAGGCGAUGGGUCCAUACGUCUUCCUUCUGUUCGCCGUCCUUCUGCUCUGCUUUUUCACCUUCACCUUCCUAAGAGUGCCUGAGACCCGAGGCCGGACAUUUGACCAGAUCUCUGCCGACUUCCGCCGGACGCCCUCUCUCUUAGAGCAGGAGGUGAAGCCCAGCACGGAACUGGAGUACUUGGGGCCGGACGAUGAGAAUGACUGAGGGGCCUGGCAGGGGCGGGAGGGCCGUGCUCUCGCCCACCCCCACCCCCACCCAGACCCCCUCCUCACCUGUGCACUUUAACCCUCUCUUCCCUGUUACUUCCAGGGCGGAGGAGCCCCUGCAGCCUGGGGGGGGGGGUCGGGAAGCUGGAGGGAAGGGCGGUCUUGGCAACGCCUCAGUCCCCUCGUGUGACUCGUGGAUUAUUGAUGUGGUGUGAUUAGGCUGUGGCCGUCAGGGUGGGCCGUUCUCCCGUCUCGCCCCCUCCUUCCUCCGUGGCCCACCCCACCCACCCCCCACCCUCCACCCUCAGUUCCAGAAGACGUGGCUCCCUUGCUAGAGAAGGGGGGCUGCAGGGAGGGGAGGCCCGGGGACUGUUCAGUGGGCAGACUGAAGCAGAGAGGACCGGAGCCGUGGCCCCUGCCACCUCGGACUCGCCCUCCUCCUCUGGCACUUGGCUCUGAGCUCUUGCCUCAUAGACUCUGGGCCAGGCGGGUCCGGUUUCGACCCCUCCCAGAGGACGCCCCCUCCCAGGGCCUACGCUCCCCUCUCCUGGCAGGCUCAGCCCUCUGGGCCCAACCUUCUGGGGCAAGAGGGGAGCACGGGCCAACGCGCGGGGAGAGGGGGCCCCGCUCUGGUCUCUUCUCCCGUCCCGAAGGGUGUUGCACCCACAAGCUUUUGACCAACUAAGGGAAAGAGGAAUUUGAAAGGCGGCCUGUAAACAGGGGGUGGGAGGAGCCUUUCGAUAUUUUUGUAUAUGUUUGGAAAAGGGGCAGGGAGAAGGAACCAAAGGUCUGUUGUACGACGUGUAUGUAGGAGACGCAGACAUAAAGUCGCCAUCCAAGGUGCGCGUCCUGUCGUGGGGGUGCCCGAGGACCGGCUGGCAGCGAG